AAGAAAAAGACAUUUGAUUGAGUUUUGCCGAUGAAAUUGACGCGGGCCCAUUGAAUGCUACAUUUGCCAAAUUUUAGUUAUUAAAAGCAUCCAUUUCCUCUAUUUUUGUCUCGUUGUUUGGUAUUCUUUUUACACAUCUGUUUAAAGAUCCCUUUUUCGUUGCAUUGUCUGUUCCCGUCUCUCUCAUGGCGUCUUUUCUCAGCCUAUCUCCACCUUCUUUACUCUCCACUUCAGCGCCGUGUUUGUCGCCGGCCAAGACUCCAUUUUUGCACCCAGUUGAUAGGAACCCUACAAGAAAAUAUCAUCAGAGAGUCCAAAUCAGCAAGUUUCCGUGUAGCUUUCUUGAUUUGGAACCCAAGUCAAAACCUGAACCUUUGGAUUUUGAUGUCCCUUGGUUUCAUCCCGCCGACGGGCGUCGGUUUGAUGUGAUUGUUAUAGGGGCGGGUCCAGCAGGCCUCCGGCUUGCUGAGCAGGUUUCAGGUCAUGGGAUUAAGGUAUGCUGUCUUGAUCCUUCACCCCUUUCUAUGUGGCCGAACAAUUACGGUGUUUGGAUUGAUGAGUUUGAGAGUUUGGGACUGGAGGACUGUUUGGACAAAACAUGGCCCAUGACUUGUGUUUUUAUCAAUGAUAGAAAAAUAAAGUAUUUGGACCGUGCCUAUGGUAGAGUGAGUAGGAAAGAGCUGAAGUUGAAGUUGUUGUCUAAUUGUGCAGCCAAUGGUGUGAAGUUUCAUAAGGCCAAAGUUGGGAAAGUAGAGCAUGAGGAGUUUGAGUCCUCCAUUGCUUGUGAUGAUGGAACUGAGUUGAAAGCCAGUUUAAUUGUUGAUGCAAGUGGUUUUCGGAGCAGUUUUGUAGAGUAUGACAAGCCAAGAAAUCCUGGUUAUCAGAUUGCUCAUGGUAUUCUGGCUGAAGUUGAUCAGCAUCCCUAUGAUUUGGAUAAGAUGGUUCUCAUGGAUUGGAGAGACUCCCAUCUGGGAAAUGAGCCGUAUUUACGUGCUAGCAAUUCAAGAUUGCCCACUUUUAUGUAUGCAAUGCCUUUUGAUUCCAACUUGGUGUUUCUUGAAGAGACCUCUCUUGUUAGCAGGCCGCUGCUAUCAUACACAGAGAUCAAGCAAAGAAUGGUGGCAAGGCUGAGGCAAUUAGGCAUACGAGUGAGAACGGUGAUUGAGGAUGAGAAAUGCUUGAUCCCGAUGGGCGGACCGCUUCCACGGAUCCCUCAAAGCAUGAUUGCAAUUGGGGGAAAUUCCGGGAUUGUGCAUCCAUCCACUGGCUACACGGUGGCUCAGACGAUGGCUGUUGCCCCUGUGGUUGCUGAGGCGAUCGCGGAGUGCCUUGGUUCAACAAGAAUGAUCAGAGGGAGUCAUCUCUAUCGUAGAGCGUGGAAUGCGUUGUGGCCAGUUGAGAAGAGAUGGUGCAGGGAGUUCUAUAACUUUGGGAUGGAGACUCUGUUGAAACUUGAUUUGAAUGGGACAAGAAGCUUUUUCGAUGCUUUCUUUGAGCUGAAUCCCCACCUCUGGCAGGGGUUUUUGUCUGCAAGACUGUCUUAUGGAGAGCUUAUUAUGCUGGGAAUCAGCUUAUUUGGACGUGCAUCAAACCCUUCAAGGCUGGACAUGCUCACUAAGUGCCCUGCUCCAUUGGUUCAAAUGGUAGGAAAUAUUGCACUUGAAACCAUUUGAUUGAAAUUCUUGUAUUUGUGGCUUUUUAUUUAUGGUCAAAAUAAAUUUAAAAACA
Molecule: messenger RNA, 1728 nt
Organism: Sesamum indicum (sesame)
Lineage: Eukaryota; Viridiplantae; Streptophyta; Magnoliopsida; Lamiales; Pedaliaceae
Product: capsanthin/capsorubin synthase, chromoplastic
Biological process (GO): carotenoid biosynthetic process
Molecular function (GO): oxidoreductase activity, acting on paired donors, with incorporation or reduction of molecular oxygen
Source: RefSeq, a predicted model, not a curated record